AAACACAAAGUAAUACGAAGCUUGGAUUCGUGAAAAUAUUUGGAUACGUGAAUAGAUUCAUCGCAAAAAUAUUUCUCCGUCAGAGGAGUGAUAUCUGCAGACGCUACCUAGGACACAGGAUAUCAACAGCCAUGUUGUCUACGUUCGUGGCACUAGUGACUGUCCUGGCGUUUCAGAUACAUCCCACUCAAGCCGGUUGGGAUCUUCCAGCGAGUUGUCCAACAAAUGGUCACCUCAGUCUCCCCAACGGCAAAAGGUACGUGGCGCCAUCCGACGAGCAAGUCGACUACGCCACGGCCCAGGCGAGAUGUGCCGCCGAGGGAGGAACGGUCGCUCUGCCGCUGGACACGAACGAGCAGGCGUAUCUUGUGUUUUUCAAGAACUGUCUAAACCAAAAUGCUCAGUUUUGGCUCGGACUCAGUAGACCAGUCGGAACGUGGGUUGACAGCCAGGGUAGCGCGCUCGGCGGAUUCUCUGCCUGGGCACCCGGGGAGCCCGAUGAGCGUACAAAACUCUGUUCUCGUCUUGUGUUUGGAGCACAGUCCAACAGUGAACGCAGGAACAAGUGGGCGGACGCACCAUGCGGCGAAAGCUUCAGAUACAUCUGUAAAACAAAUGGAUGGUUAACCGGGAACACAUCGUGGAUUGUGGAUGCCUCCGGUAACGAUGCCACGAGAGCGUUAGACGGUGACGCCGGGUCCUUUUGGAACCCCCCGGGCCCCCCGGGGAUCAGCCAGGACUGGUACAUGGUACUGGACCUCGGCCAGCCGUACAAUCUGACCCGUCUCGCAGUCAACUCGUACGGUGACACCACGCACGACGUCGCAGCCUUCAAGUUGCAGAAGGCUCAGGUCUGGAUUCCGUACACCUGGGAGGACGUGGCGACCGUGAGGUACGUGCAGGGAGGGACGAACCAGCGGCAGGAGUUCGGCGGGUUCCAGGGAACAGCGCGGUACUGGAAGUUCACCAUCAUGCGGACCCACUCCAUCUAUCAGCCUUGGUUCGGAGAACUGAACCUGUACGGGUUUUCUUCAGCUGACGCAGUCGGUGUGUGGCCAUUAAACUCACAGUACGGAGCAUCAGACAGAACGGGGAACGGAAAUGACGGGGUAGCAAGAGGAACCCAGUUAGCCCCUGGUCCAAACGGAGACCCAGAUGGCGCUUUCCUGUUUUCGGGGACUGCAAAUUCCUACAUAGACAUUCCCAACAACGGCAAGCUGGACGUGCAAUACUCCUAUACUAUACUGGCCCACAUAUAUCCUACAGGUCAGGCCGGGCCAAUCUUCAACUACGUCGGGACCAACGGUCAAUGGGCGGCACAUCUUUGGCACUUAACUCCACAGCACUUGUAUAUGAGGGCGCUCGGACGAGAUGGACAUCACCCAGAGGGGGUUGGUGCGAAUGUGCUGCAGCAGCACGCUUGGAACUACGUGGGCGGAACCUACGAUAGUUCCACAGGGUUUGCAAUCCUCUGGAACAACGGUCAAGCGGUCGCACAGGUGCAGGUCGGGGUCCCGUCUGUCGCAACUCAGUACCCGGUCCGGGUGGCGGUGAGGGCCGGAGACAGUCGGUACUUCGCGGGCCGUAUAGCCUGUAUCCAGCUGUACAACUACGCCAUGACUCAAGAACAGAUAGAAGCAGCAUGGGAGACGUGUUUCCCGAGAGCAACGCCACCUCCAGAGAAUUUCCGGAUAACGACUAUCACUGGAACAUCAGUCACCGCUGCGUGGACCCCGACCUCCAAUCUCAUCGCUUUCGGCUACCGAGUGUGGAUAAGGGAAGGGGAUUCGGCUGACACACUUUUUACACAUUACCUUCCAAUCAUCCAAACGGAAGUUACAUUCCAGAACCUCAUACCAGCCACAGAGUACAUCAUAUCGGCAACAACUAUCAACAUGUACGUCGAAGGACCGGACGUCAUUGCCACAGUUAUAACUGCCACGGAACCUCCUUCAGAGUUGGAUGUUGAAGACAGGACAAUCGAUACAGUUGCCAUCUCAUGGCAGCCUCCGAAAGGUGUGAUCGUCGAGUACUCCAUCAGCUACACCGGCAAUGGGAGAGGUACGUCCGUGACCAGUCCAGGAGACACACACACCUGCGUGUUGACAGGUCUGAUCCCCGGUACGCGGUACGACAUCGCCUUGGUGGCCGUGAGCAGAGUUGGGAGGAGCGUCGCUGUCACUACAAGUGUCUUAACAGAAACGGACCCACCCUCAGCUGUGGACAUAAGUAACUUGUCUUCUACGUGGAUGGUUCUGGAAUGGACGGCACCCCAGGCCAGGGUCGUGUCGUACAAGAUCACAGUUUCACAGAAAUUCAGCGAAGAAACGUUCAGUGUCGAUGGAUCCAAAACAUCUUACAACGUCACUGAUCUUCUACCUGAAACUGAUUACGUCAUAAAGAUGGCUGCCGUCGGUGAGCACGGUCGGAGUGUGGAAGUCACCUGCUCAAAACAAACAGACAAGACAACAUACAGCACAUCACCAGCCCAAACAACUGCGGGAACUGACGAAAAGCUCCAGCAUAUUCUACAAGGGAUGGACCAAUCACAGCUGGAGUCAGGAAAACCAGAGGACAUCCUGUCUGUGAUGAACAGCAUCAAUGACGUCAUCACCGCCGGUGCCCAAUCGUCAAUGCCAUCAUCAGUUAUGGAAGAUAUAUCAGCACUGGUAGAAACGCUGGCUAGUGCGUCAAGAGGGGCACAGGGUGCGUCAGUAACAAGCAUGGCUGCUAUCGCUGAUGCCCUGACGAAGACAGCUUCAGCAGUCAUCGACAUGCUCCCGGAGCAACAACCACCGAUCAUGACCAGCUCAAACAUCCUGGAAAGUGAACUGAUUGAUUUGGGCUCUGCAGACGUCUCGCCGAAGCAGCAGCUUAAGAUGCUCAAAGACAAGCAGAAGGAAAACGAAGACAUGGAGAGAAACAUGCCCCCCAAGGACGACUCAGACUACAGACUGUGGAUGUCAGCUGCUGGCUGUUCUUCUUGGGAGGAAACUACCGAACAAUGGGGGCUGGAACAAUGCGACGCUAAUCUGGACAUACACAACAACGUGUUCCACUGUCAAUGUCGCACGGUCGGGUCAAGCAUUGCAGUCGGCACCAUGACUCUCCCUGUCCCGAACUCCAUAGACUUCAUCAACGCCUUCAAGAAUUUCAGCAAAGUGGGCGAGAACGCCGUGGUGUUCUCUAUCGUGGUGUCCGAGUUCAUCCUGUACGUCCUUCUCAUGGUUCUUCUGUGUGUGGACUUCAACCGUUUAAGGUGUAAAACACCUCAGGACCAAAGGAACACGCUGCCCAAAGUCAGUCUGAUCCCCCCAGACAGGAUGCCUGCUCCUCACGUCUAUCAGCUCACGGUCACCACCGGGUCCAUGUUCGGGGCUGGGACCACCUCACGGGUCGCCUUCCAACUCUUCGGGUCAGAGGGCACGACUCCUAUCAAGAUGCUCAACCCAAGAGGGGAGGCUUUGGUUCGUGGAAGUACUUUACAUUUUAUCAUGCCUGUGCGAGAGUCACUUGGAGAAGUGCUGUUGUUGCACAUCUGGCAUGAUAACUCUGGGGAAGGCGACACGGCAUCCUGGUUCCUCGAAAAUUUUCUCGUCAGAGAUAUAGAAAAGGAUGUGGUGUCUUACUUCUGCUGCCAUGACUGGUUGGCUGAAGAUAAAGGUGACGGAGAGGUACAGAGGGUGGUUCACGAAACUCCCAAGGAGGAACUGUCAUCCUUCAGUAACGUCUUUACUGAAGCAACCAGCAACCUGUUCUACGAUCAACAGCUGUGGACGUCUGUCAUUGCAACUUCACCAGGUUCCAGCUUUACCCAGGCCCAGCGUCUGUCCUGCUGCUUCACUCUGCUGAACACCAUGAUGCUGGCCAGCGCCAUGUGGUACCAGACAGAUGACACAACUGACGACACACGAGUGUACAACCUGGGGGUCGCUCGCUUCACAGCAGAGAUCGUCGUGCUCGCUGCCGUGCUGUCUGCCGUCUGUAGUCUACCGUUCCUCGCCAGGCCACCCGGUAUAAGGAAGGAAGAUCUAAAACUCAACCUGUGGAACUCUGCAGCACCAAAGAAGAUUCACCCACCUACCAAACCUAACUGCCAAGCAGCUAAAAAGAAACGGGAACUCGGUAAGAAGUCCACCAAGACAUUCAAGGAGCUUCUUUUGUUGGUCGUCUUUGUUGUUGUCCUCUUCUACAUCGCCCAGACGAACAACGACCAGCGUAUCUUCUAUGAGACAGGAACACUGUCCACCGCCGUUCUACGGGAAUAUGAUACAAUCAGAACUCCAGACCAGUUCUACACGUGGGCUGAGGAAGUCCUGCUGCCGACUCUGUAUCCCUCCGCCUGGUACAACGGCAGGAAAAUGAAGUUCUUAGACCGGCAGUUUGCACAGAACACCGAAUCCUUCCGCGUCGGCCCUCCACGCUUGAAUCAAGAUAGGCGACGUCCAGGUGAUCUGGGAUUUGAAAGCUUUGUGGACCUGACGACUGCUGAAUGGUGGGAUGCGUGUUUCACACACAGCGUGGGGAUUGUUGUGUUCAUCAACACCGUCGCCCUGCUCCGUGUCGUCCGCUUCAGUCAGACCAUCGCCAAACUCCUGGCGCUACCCGGCAUCAUGAAGGAUGAGCUCCUGUCGUUUUUAAUCGUUGCUGCCGUCGCCUUCAUGUCGUUCAUCAGCGCAGCAUAUCUUAUCUUCGGGAGCCACCUGAAGUCUUACUCAGACUUGUACCACACAACCUUCGCUCUCUUCGAGAUGAUGCUUGGAAGGUUCUUCGCCAAUGACAUGCUGGAAGCUAACCCUCUCAUCGGCCCGAUCUUCUUCUCCGCCUUCAUGGUCUGUAUCUUCACCCUCCUGAUGAACUUCCUCAUGUCCAUCGUCUGUGACGCCAUUUCCGCUGACGUCGCCGUCGACCACGACCAGGACCUCGCUGAUCACAUGUGGAGCAGUGUCUGCGCCAAGUUCGGUCUGCACAGCCCUCCACGUCUAGAGGAGGAACCAGAUGAGUUGAAGAUGGAAAAGCUGCAGGAAAACCUGCGCAUCAUUCGGGAACAGCUGGAUGAAAGUCUGGACAUCUGCGAGUCCAUCCUGCCUUCACGCCGUCGCUCUAACCUGGACGGGCCCAGUCUCCGGGCUAACCGUACCGCUACUCACCACGUCAUCAAUACACGGUGUGAAGUCAAGAUCGUCAUCCAACAUGCCGAGGACGACUAAUUUGGAAUCUACCUUUGCGUGCCUAGUCCAGUGGUUAGCGAUCCUGCCUCUGGACUAAGAGGUUGGGAGUUCGAAUCCCGGCUGAUGUCGCUCACCCGACAUGAACGCUACUGUUUAGGGACAAAUAUUGUACAAAGUAUUGUACAGAAUAUCAAAGCUAUACAGUUACUGGUUUGUCUAUAUCAUAUAACGCGCUUCUAGCAGCUCCUCUACUGACUAGGCCUCUAGACUUUUGAUGACCACCUUCUCUAAGACAGGAGAAUCGGGGACAUCUUAGUCCUGUUUAUCUUUGCAUAUGUUCUAACAUGGAUAAAUGCAGACAGAGAACUGCAUUCUUAUCAUUGUAGUUUUAGAGACU
Molecule: messenger RNA, 5568 nt
Organism: Branchiostoma belcheri (Belcher's lancelet)
Lineage: Eukaryota; Metazoa; Chordata; Leptocardii; Amphioxiformes; Branchiostomatidae
Exons: 29
Coding region: 132-5210 (1692 amino acids)
Biological process (GO): detection of mechanical stimulus
Cellular component (GO): membrane
Molecular function (GO): protein binding; calcium channel activity
Source: RefSeq, a predicted model, not a curated record